Molecule: messenger RNA, 1475 nt
Organism: Humulus lupulus (European hop)
Lineage: Eukaryota; Viridiplantae; Streptophyta; Magnoliopsida; Rosales; Cannabaceae
Exons: 1
Coding region: 175-1380 (401 amino acids)
Source: RefSeq, a predicted model, not a curated record
UCUUGUAGCUCCACGUACUGGAACAACAGCAGAAGUACAACACCACCGAGAAAGAGGGAAGUGCUCUUUCUCCCACUCUAUCUCUCGUUGCGGGGCUUCACUGUGAGAUUCUAUGUUCUAACGAUGUGGGAGUCAACUACAUAAAAGAUUGCUGAUUUCUUUAUCUCGACAGCCAUGGAAUUACAAUCCCUGCUUAUACCCUCGAAAGUGUCACCCUUUUGCUUUGGGUUCACAGGGUGGGGUAAAAUUUCACUUAGACAUACUAACAAACACCUGCAAUGUCACCCUAUCCAUCCCAUUCGGUAUUCCCAUCCGAGCCAGAAACCGCUCACAACUCAGUCAAAUUUUCCCUUUUCUCCAACCCAACUCUCUGUGUCUUCUAAAAGAGGAAGUGCCCAUUUUCUUACUCCUAUCAAUUCCUCUUUUUCCAACGGUGUCACAAGCCCCGAUUCCGAAAACUCACUUCUGAGAACCCUGAAAAACUUCUCUUUUGAUUCAUUGAAGAAUACCCUUUUGCAGUUGACCCCUUAUGAUAUUAUCAAGCUGUCUGCGAUCUUAUCUGUUACCAUUGCAGCAACAAAAUGGGCAAUGAAUGGUCUUUUCAACCCCUUUUUCUGGAUGUACUUCAGCUGGACUUGGAUGUUUUGGCCAUGGAUUCUGGCCGGAGUUGUGGCCGUUUACGGUUUAUAUUGCUUCCGCAAGUACGUGUGUGGUGAGGCAAACAUAUUCGAGCAGCUCGCCAUUGUUACCUCAGCAUUCACUUGGCUCACCCUUGUCCCACCUGCCCAUUUCAAUGGCUUCCUUGAAGGUUGGCCUUUUGUGUUCUUCUUCGUGUAUCACUACUUCUUCUUCUUCAAUGUAAGUGUCAGGAAACGGCUUUAUGGUGAUUACUACCUUCGGCCACACGACCCUAAGUGGGACGUGAAACCUCCCAGGUGGCGUCGCCUUUUGUUCUGCGUUGGAGUCAUGCUCGCCCAUUGGCUGGCAGCGUUCGAAGGACCUGAGCUUCACCGCAUCAGUGGCGGGUUGAGCAAUGUGGGUAUUUGGGUUAUGAUAUUGGUGACUCUGUUAAUGCAGUAUAACUCCACCUUAUACCUUGCAAAGUACUCAGAAAAGGUGGUGGUGCCAACUGCAGUGGUACAGUUUGGGCCAUAUCGAUGGGUUCGUCAUCCGAUAUAUGCUUCAACAAUGCUUCUUUUUGCUGGUUACUGUGUUGCGCUUCGAGCUCCUCUGGCCUCGCUAUCCGUAGUAGCUGUUUGCUUGUGGUAUUAUGAGCAGAAGGCAAAGCUGGAGGAGGCUUUGAUGGUUGAGACUUUUGGGGACAGCUAUGCUGAGUAUGCGAGUAAAGUUAGGUACAAGUUCAUUCCUUUUGUUUAUUAGUCGGACAUUGUUAAAUUAUUGAACAUUAUGUCUAGUUCAAUUACUUGAAAGUGAAAAGAUAUAUGCUCGGUUAUAUGGAGUUUUUGUGUUCUGUU